AUGGUUAUUGAAAAAUCAUUAUACACAAGCUAUUCGUACCAUCCGGCGAUACACGAUGACACGUUCGUGCGUCGUAAGCAACGUCGGAAUAGGACCACCUUUACAUUACAACAGCUGGAAGAGUUGGAGACUGCAUUCGCUCAGACACAUUACCCUGACGUCUUCACACGGGAGGAUCUCGCCCUCAAGAUUAAUCUUACCGAAGCACGUGUACAAGUAUGGUUUCAAAACCGAAGAGCGAAAUGGCGGAAAGCGGAGCGCUUGAAAGAAGAACAAAGAAAAAGGGAAGGCGCUGAGGUGAUGGCGAAACGAGAUCCUACUGAUGAUAAGGGAUCAUCAGAGUGCAUGUCGCGCGGCUCGGGCGAGGCAUCCCCGAUGUCGGGAGCGGCCUCCCCCCGUGCUUCACCUCCCGUUACGCCAGGCUCGCCACGCCGCUCGCCGCUUCGCUCGCCACGCUCACCUCGCCGGUCGCCUAACAGGUCGCCUAGGCUUGACAGGUCGGAGACGGGUUGCUCUCCGGCGCCGUCAGUGGGUAGUGCGGGCUCGCGCGACGCUGCGCCCGAUCCGCGUCCUCAGCACCACAUAUUCUCACCCUUCGAACAGCGCAGUAUACACACCGACCAAGCCGCCGUAUAG
Molecule: messenger RNA, 636 nt
Organism: Papilio machaon (common yellow swallowtail)
Lineage: Eukaryota; Metazoa; Arthropoda; Insecta; Lepidoptera; Papilionidae
Gene: Drgx
Product: paired mesoderm homeobox protein 2A
Exons: 7
Coding region: 1-636 (211 amino acids)
Biological process (GO): regulation of transcription by RNA polymerase II
Molecular function (GO): DNA-binding transcription factor activity, RNA polymerase II-specific; RNA polymerase II transcription regulatory region sequence-specific DNA binding
Source: RefSeq, a predicted model, not a curated record